AUGGAGGUGCCGCAGGACCACGAGGCGGCGCUGAGGACCGCGGCGCAGAACAAGCCGCCCGCCAACGCCCGGCCAUGGCGCGGAGGCGCCGGAGCGCCUUCAUCCGCGGCUCCCCCGCCGCCGCCGCCCAAGGUGUACCGCGUGGAGCCCCGGGAGUUCCGGGACCUGGUGCAGAGGCUCACCGGCGCGCCGCCCACGGCGCUGCGGCGCCCGCAGCAGCACCAGCACCACCACCGCGUGGUGGGCGUCGCGGCGCCGGUGGUGCAGCCGCAGCCCGUGCGCCCCGGCGGCGAGCAGCAGGCGUACGGCGCGGCGGCGCCGUGGUUCUCGCUCCCGAUGGCCGGCGGGUUGGAGGCGGCGACGGCGGCGCAGCCCCAGCACGGCGCUUUCCUCUAG
Molecule: messenger RNA, 396 nt
Organism: Miscanthus lutarioriparius
Lineage: Eukaryota; Viridiplantae; Streptophyta; Magnoliopsida; Poales; Poaceae
Source: the annotation of a GenBank genome assembly